Molecule: messenger RNA, 1124 nt
Organism: Saccostrea cuccullata (small rock oyster)
Lineage: Eukaryota; Metazoa; Mollusca; Bivalvia; Ostreida; Ostreidae
Product: neurotrimin-like
Exons: 6
Coding region: 55-1086 (343 amino acids)
Cellular component (GO): neuron projection
Source: RefSeq, a predicted model, not a curated record
ACUAGAACAAUAACACUAAGACGUUUUUUUACAUCAAAUAUUUGUUGCCUUUUGAUGAUGAAUGCAUUUCUAAAAUGCUCCUUUUGGAUUAUUCUAAAUUGUCACAUUUAUCAUUUCCAGUUAUCCAGAGAGUAUGAACUCAGAAUAGAGGAAGCUGGGUCGGAUUUGGUGAAUCCAUUUCGAUGUGAUAUAAAGAAAGGAGAAGAGAUUAUAUGGAAGAAAGAUAAUAUUGAAGUGAUCUUCAUUGGCAAUGCCCUGAUUACAACAGAUAAAAGGAUUACAGUUAACAAAGAUUCUUCUACAGAUCGAAGUUUGAAAAUAAGAAAUUUGAAAACUUACGAUGAGGGUAAAUAUGUGUGUAGAAACAGGGACACUCAAGCCAUCAUUAGUGAAUAUCACCUCAUAUUAAAAGCAAUACCUGAGAUACCUAGAUAUAGCGGAGAUAGAGUGAACGUCAGGGAACAUGAUACAACUCAUUUAUGGUGCAAUGCGACGGGAAUUCCACAACCUACCGUCACGUGGUAUGCCAUGGAAGUUACAAAUCAACAGGAAGAACUGUUUAGAGAUAUUGGAAUAAGAGGUAGCAUGCUUGGGAUUCACAAUGUUUCAAGGUUCUGUGCGACUAAGUUCCAAUGUCGAGCAACCAAUAAUUACAGGGAUAAGGCUGCUGUACAGAACAUAACUCUCAAUGUCAAAUUUUUGCCUGAUGUUCAAAUAAAAACUAAGCUCAACGAAGGAAAUUUUAAGGUUGUAUCAUCUUUUGCUGGAAAAAGAGCAGAUAAAGUAGAACUGGUGUGUGACGUUUUAGCCAAUCCGUUAACAACUGUCACGUGGUACAGAGACGAAGUAGAAAUAGGGAGAUACUCGUCAGGAGAGACUAAACCAAAACGAAAUGACAAGGACACGAACAACUAUGUGUACGAAUUGUCCAAUAUCCAGAUAAAUCAAAGGGAGCCCAGAUUUUUGUCUUUUCCACUAAAAUUCACUUUAGAUGCCAAGUAUACAUUUUCUAGGUACAGAUGUGUUGUACUGAAUGAACUAGGUUCAGAAGAAAAUUCUGUAAACGCUGUGCCUAAGCAAAAUUAAAUUAUUCGAAAAAGGUGGCUUUCCCUAUCUGCUGUUGA